Messenger RNA from Nezara viridula (southern green stink bug), 1778 nucleotides. The record is from the annotation of a GenBank genome assembly. Lineage: Eukaryota; Metazoa; Arthropoda; Insecta; Hemiptera; Pentatomidae.
AUGCAAACUUGGAUGGGGAGGAAUGUAUCAGCUUUUCUCGGUAUUCCAUAUGCUGCACCACCGAUCAAUGGCAACAGGUUUUUGCCUCCUCAACCUCCUGCACAAUGGAGUGGAAUACGAAAUGCUGGAAGUAUGGGUUCCAUUUGUAUCCAAUAUACAGGCGCUUCUGGUUCUGAAGUAGUUGGAAAUGAAGAUUGUCUUUAUUUGAACGUCUAUACCCCUAUUUUGCCAGCGAAUGGUAGAAAUGUAUCUUUGCCUGUCCUGGUAUACAUACAUCCAGGAGCAUUCAUGAUAGGAACUGGAAAUGUUUUCGGACCAAGAUAUCUGUUGGAUUACAACUUAGUCCUCGUAACUUUCAACUACCGACUUGGCAUCCUUGGUUACUUGACCACUGAAGAUUCCGUUGUUCCUGGUAACAUGGGGCUCAAAGACCAAGUAGCUUUGCUGCGUUGGGUUCAACAAAAUAUACAAAGCUUUGGAGGAAACCCUCAAGAAGUAACUAUUGCGGGAGCAUCUUCCGGGGCAGAUAGUGUUCAGCUUCAUUAUUUAUCAAGAAUGUCUCGAGGUCUUUUCAAAAGAGGAAUCUGCCUGAGUGGAAGUUCCCUUAUUCCCAUAGGAAUGAUGAGAGCACCUAUCUAUAAAAAUACAAGAGUUGCACAGGCUUUGAAUUGUUCAUACUCGUCAAGUAGAACUCUUGUGAACUGCUUUCGACGAAUUCCAGCGGCUCAACUUGUACUUCAAGAGGGAAUGUUCCAAUAUUUUUAUUACACUCCUGUUCAAAUAUUUGGGCCUACGGUAGAGAGAGAAGGAUCGCAACCAUUUAUCACUCGACUUCCAUACGAAAUAUUGAGAACUGGUGAUAUCCAAGAUGCUCCAAUUCUUUUCAGUUCUGUUACACAAGAAGGCCUUGUUCCAGUUGCUUUUUUUAUUACAAAUACGACUGGCCUAAGUUAUCUGAGUGAAAACUGGCUUGAAGUUUUUCCUUAUCUUCUGGAGUAUAUUUACACUGUGACCUCCGAAAACAGGAACGCAACUACCACCAAGAUUUAUCAAUACUACUUUGGCAGCCAAUCUAUAUCUCUUGCUACUAAUCAAACAUUGAUACAGAUGGUUGGAGAUAGAGAUUUUGUGGAUGACAUCGAAACUGCAGCACGUAUUCAAGCAUUUGUACAAUCAUCUCCUGUAUAUUUUUAUCGGUUCUCAUAUAGGGGACAAUACAGUGUAACUGAUUUCAUUACUGGUACCAACAUAAAUUUUGGAGUCGCUCAUACUGAUGACACCUUAUAUCUGUCUAAUAAUCCUAAUUUCCCACCAUCGGAAAAUACUCCGAGCGAUAGAGCGAUGAUAACUAUCAUGUCUGGUCUUUGGGCAAGUUUUGUCACACAAGGAAUACCUAGAGCAGGGGAGUACACCAACUGGCAACCAAUCAACAGAAAAAGUGCUAUGACAGGUCCUCUCAACUACUUGAUGAUAGCUUCUCCAUCUUCAAUUUCUUUGAACCAAACUUUGGCUUUUGGUCAUCCUCAAUUUUGGGACAAUCUUCCUUUAAAUGAGCCCGGAAGCGGCCGUCCUACCUAUUCCCUUCGAAAAUGAAUCAUUCAAGAAAUUUUAUAAAUCCACAUUUGAACUGUAAUCUUUACUAUAUCCAAGCAUUAAAAAAAAUUAACCAGGAUAAUUAAGUUCCUGUCAUCUUUUUCUGUAUAUUAUAUAAUUAGGAUAUUUUUAUUUUUGGUUAAAAUAGUAUUCUUCCAUUAAAUAAAAGUGUUUUAAUAUUUCGA